Messenger RNA from Purpureocillium takamizusanense, 2205 nucleotides. RefSeq names its product Hydroxymethylglutaryl-CoA synthase (gene ERG13). Gene Ontology annotation, molecular function: hydroxymethylglutaryl-CoA synthase activity. Gene Ontology annotation, biological process: ergosterol biosynthetic process; acetyl-CoA metabolic process. The record is from RefSeq and is a predicted model, not a curated record. Lineage: Eukaryota; Fungi; Ascomycota; Sordariomycetes; Hypocreales; Ophiocordycipitaceae. The transcript is spliced from 4 exons. Bases 431 to 1792 code for a protein of 453 amino acids.
ACCUACUAACCUACCAGUGGUGCCCCUUGUACUCCACUGUCCUGGUGUGUGCUGGAGUGCCUUAUCCAUUGGAUCCUCCACCAGAUGUGCGCUGGGCUCGUUGUGCUGUCGCUUGCUUCCACGGCGCUCGGGGCCUCCACUGCUUGCUCACUCGUCCCAGUGGCUCUCUCUGGAGCGCUGCCAGCAGACGGGACGCACAUGCGGCCCAACCUACCCAUAAAAAAGGGCGGUGAAAAAAAUCAACGAAACCCCCGGCAGCUGCCCUCCGUUCUGCCCACCCCAGUCGCUCCAGCGUCCCUCUUCGCGACUCCAUAAUAAUAUCCUGCUCCUCCCCCCCGAGUUCCUCCUGUUCACGUCCCGUGUCCCCCCUCUCGCCUCUCCUCGCCAUUGCAUCCUUUCCUCCCACCACGAACCCCCAAUUCCUCUCAACAUGGCUUCCAGACCGCAGAACAUCGGCAUCAAGGCCAUCGAAAUCUACUUCCCCAGCCAGUACGUCGAGCAAAGCGAGCUCGAAAAGUUCGAUGGCGUCAGCACCGGCAAGUACACCAUUGGCCUUGGCCAGACCAAGAUGGCCUUUUGCGACGACCGCGAGGACAUCUACUCCAUGUCCCUCACUGUCGUAUCCAAGCUGCUGAAAAACUACAACAUUGACGUCAACUCGGUCGGUCGCCUCGAGGUUGGCACCGAGACCAUCCUCGACAAGUCCAAGUCGGUCAAGUCGGUCCUGAUGCAGCUCUUCGGCGACAACACCAACCUCGAGGGCGUCGACACCGUCAACGCCUGCUACGGCGGCACCAAUGCUCUCUUCAACAGCGUCAACUGGGUCGAGUCCUCGGCCUGGGACGGCCGCGACGCCAUCGUCGUCGCUGGCGACAUCGCCCUCUACGCCAAGGGCAACGCCCGCCCUACCGGCGGCGUCGGUGCCGUCGCCAUGCUGAUCGGCCCCAACGCCCCCAUUGUCAUGGAGCCUGGCCUGCGCGGCACCUACAUGCAGCAUGCCUACGACUUCUACAAGCCCGACCUCACCAGCGAGUACCCCUACGUUGACGGCCACUACUCGCUCAACUGCUACACCAAGGCCCUCGACGCCGCCUACCGCGACUACUGCAGGCGCGAGGCCAAGGUCGCCAACGGCAGCGCUAACGGUGCCGACUCGACCAAGACGCCUCUCGACCGCUUCGACUACCUCGCCUUCCACGCCCCGACCUGCAAGCUCGUCCAGAAGUCGUACGGCCGCCUGCUCUACCACGACUACCUCCAGAACGCCGACGUUCCCGCCUUCGCCGAGGUCGCCCCAGAGCUGCGCGACAUGGACUACGAGAAGUCUCUGACCGACAAGGUCGUCGAGAAGACCUUCAUGGGUCUCACCAAGAAGCGAUUCCAGGAGCGCGUCAACCCCAGCAUCCAGGUAGCCACCUUGUGCGGCAACAUGUACUGCGCUAGCGUCUGGGGCGGCCUCGCCAGCUUGCUCAGCUACGUCGACAGCAAGGCCCUCGAGGGCAAGCGAAUCGGCCUCUUCAGCUACGGCUCCGGCCUGGCCUCCAGCUUCAUGUCCUUCCGCGUCAACGGCAGCGUUGAGAGCAUCGCCAAGGUCCUGGACAUUCCCGCCCGCCUCGAGGCCCGCCGCUGCGUGCCCCCGGAGACGUACGACCAGAUGUGCGACCUCCGCAAGCAGGCCCACCUGCAGAAGGACUACACCCCCAAGGGCGACGCCUCCACCAUCGCUCCCGGCACCUACUACCUGGAGAAGGUUGACGACAUGUUCAAGCGCGAGUACUCGGUCAAGGCCUAAUGAGUUUCUCCGGGAGGAACGUUCUGCCACACCGCUCAGAAGACUUGGAUUCUCUACGGGCACUGGUCCGCGGCGGAAUGCAUACGCGGCGACUCGCAAGUGGCCGCCGGUAUGGGGGGCGACUGUUUGACGAGGUAGACGCAUUACGGGAAAAGGGCAUUGCAGCAUCUUGCUGUAUCAAUAGACUGCCGGGGUCGGUGCACACGGGCGGGCCCUCUAAUUGAGCCGUGGCUGUGCCUGAGGUGGACGGGGCCGCGGCUUGUGUAGAUAUAUGGGCUCGGCGCACGACGUCGCGCAUAUUUACGCUGGAAAGGGAGGAUAAGGUUCUCAAGACGUCUUAUAGAUCGAGACGCGAAAGCGGAAAUGUAACGAGCAGCUUUUCGCUUUUUUAUUUCCGAUGAUGUCGUCCCCCC